Mya arenaria is the source of this 610-nucleotide messenger RNA. RefSeq lists its product as uncharacterized. The transcript has 6 exons. The record is from RefSeq and is a predicted model, not a curated record. Gene Ontology annotation, molecular function: calcium ion binding. NCBI's taxonomy places the organism in Eukaryota, Metazoa, Mollusca, Bivalvia, Myida, Myidae. Bases 70 to 543 code for a protein of 157 amino acids.
AUUGUCAAAACUUACCACCGUUAGGCGGCUUUCAGUUCAUAUCAAGUGAGGUGUUUACAAUAUACCGAAAUGGGGAUUGGCUACGUAGUUGUUGCGCUUUCAUUUGUUGGCAUCUGCCAUGGGUUGGAUAUGAGUCUGCUGCAGCCGUACAAUCUUACGGCAGAAGCGAUGUUUAUCGUCGAGGAUUUAAAUCAGGACGGGAUCAUGACUGUCGCCGAGAUUGACGCCGUCUUCGAGAAAUAUGACACCAAUGGCGAUGGAAAAGAGAGCCGACAUGAGUACACGACGUUAAUAUGCGCCUCCAAUCCCGCCCUCUACCAGAUAAGCCACUAUUUGUAUGACGAAUACGACGUCGAUGGUAACCAUCAACUCAGUUUGGUCGACUACGAGGGUUUCCAUGCUAAAAUGGAUACCAACAAAGAUGGACUGCUCAACAAGGAAGAAUUUGUGAUCUUUUGGCAUGACUUGUUCGUUCGUAUUGAAACUGUUGGCAACCAUCAGCACGGACAGUCGCACGAACACGGGGCUCAAAACUGCCAUUAACAACCAUGACGUGCUUGUAUUAUUUGCAUUGCUAUGGUUGCGAAUUGGUGAUAAAUUCAAGAUAGAA